AUGGCCAACCGUAAACGAAAAGCGGAGGAGGACGGCGAUGGCGACGAAAAUAUGUCGCCCCUCAAUUCGCCGGCCGUGCAGCCGCGCAGCAUUUCUCGACCUUCGAAGAAAGUACGGUCAAAUGAUGUGACCGGUCGUCCGCUCAACCUGCCUCGCCUCCUUGAAACUCUCGAUACCGACCAACUUCGUACUGUCCUCGAAAGAAUUUGCGACACGCAUCCUCAGAUCGGCCUCGAAGUCGUCACGCAAGCUCCUCGUCCGUCGGUCGACGCCGCUCUUGAGGUCUUGCGUAGAUAUCAGGACAAGCUCAACGGUUCCAUCCCUUACGGAAACAGCAGCGCCGAAUAUACUUAUUAUCGCGUCAAAGAACCCCUCGUGGCCCUCAUCGAUGCCAUCGCCGACUUUACGCCUCAAUUUCUGCCUCCCACCGAAACACAGCCAACCAGGUCCUUGGAAUUCCUCGAUCAAGCUACCAAGCUAAUUCAUGAGUUGCCCGACUGGGAGCCACAAGCGUACCGCCACCAUAAGGACGGCGCUUACGAUGAUAUCUCGAAAGCCUGGGCCCUCGUUAUCAACGAAGCUGGCAAGCGAGCUGGCGGCUUCAAUCUCCACUCCAACGGCUGGGACCAGGCUCUCAACAGACACAACCAGCAGUCCGGCGAUCGUUUGGCCGGAGCCAUCUCCGCCAUGAUGAACAGCGUUGGAUGGAUGGGUGUUGGCCCCAACCAAAACUCCAAUGACCAAAACUCCCUUCUCAACCAGAUCAUCUCCGGCAACUUCGGCUCACCCGUGCGAGUCGGACCGUGGUAA
This is a messenger RNA of Cordyceps fumosorosea ARSEF 2679, 810 nucleotides long. Its product is annotated as RAD52 DNA repair protein RADC. The record is from RefSeq and is a predicted model, not a curated record. The transcript has a single exon. NCBI's taxonomy places the organism in Eukaryota, Fungi, Ascomycota, Sordariomycetes, Hypocreales, Cordycipitaceae. Gene Ontology annotation, biological process: proteasome localization; nuclear protein quality control by the ubiquitin-proteasome system. The coding region runs from base 1 to 810 and encodes 269 amino acids. Gene Ontology annotation, cellular component: nucleus.